AUGCAUCAUGGUGGACAAAAGCCUCCGGGAUAUCAAUGGCGCUCCUCGAAAUUAUUUAUCCUCACUUGCGUUACAAUAGCUCUGUUCUCGGAAAACUUCUUAUACAGCUUCAUCAUCCCCAUCCUGCAGUUUAUACUCGAGGAUCGCCUUCAGCUCGACCCAGCAAAAACACAAACAACUACAUCAGCACUACUUUCGACUCACGCCUUUGUGUGCUUUAUAUCGGGGCCAUUCAUCGGUAGCUUGGCUGACAAGAUUUCCUCGCGAAAGGUGCCGUUAUUGCUCUCAUUGGGAGGAGAGAUUUUGGGAACGAUUAUUAUUGCGGCUGCACCAUCAUUACCGGUGCUAUUUCUCGGACGUGUCAUUCAGGGUAUCUUCGGCAAUGCAGUAUGGAUUGUUGGCUUUGCAACGAUUGCCGACACCGUGGGAUCUGAGAACAGGGCUCGAGUCAUAUCUGCAAUAUCUGCGUUCUUCAUUUCCGGGUUGUUGGUUGGUCCUAUGGUCUCCGGGACACUGAUUGAUCUGAUCGGAUACUGGCCAACAUGGCUGACAGCAAUCGCCAUUCUGGUCGCUGAUAUGAUUAUGCGGCUGAUCAUGAUCGAAAGCCCUAUGAAAGGAGUCGAAGAUGUGGAGGACUCAGUGCCGGAGAUUAUCACACCAGAUGAGACUUCCUGUCUUAUUCCUUCAUCUGCAAAUGACGACCGUGAGCAAGGAUACCAUACAAAACGGGACGAAUCACUACUCUCAUGCCCCUCCCAAUCGCCAGCUCAAAACUUCUACAAGGUCGUUCUUAGUCACCCCCGGGCCCUUACUGCCAUGGCCUGCCAUGCUACCAAUGGCCUUUCAUUGGUUGCUAUCGACACCACUUUGCCACUGCAUGUCACGCGAGUCUUCGGUUGGGACACUUCCCGAGUAAGCUUAAUGUUCUUGCUACUGCAGUUACCCACUCUCUUCCUCUCUCCACUUACCGGGUGGAUGAAAGACCGAAUGGGCACAAAGGUCCCGUCUGGGGCUGGGCUACUAGCUACGGCGUUGUUGCUUUGGCUUCUGGGCACGUCAGGCCCGGAUGGCUUAUCAUCUAUUGGCUCCGGUGAGAGAGGCCAAGCCGUCUAUAUGGCCUCGAUGCUUGGAUUAGGGUUGGCCAGGACACUAAUCACGGGCUGCGGAGUGAUGGAGAUGACCGGUGUAAUGAUAGAGUUACAGGAAACACAGCCUGCUAUAUUCGGGCCUAAUGGUGGAUUCUCUCGGGCUUAUUCCCUCACCAAUAUGAGUUGGACAUUCAGCAUGUUCAUCGGGCCAAUACUUGCAGGUUCUCUCACACAAACGGUGGGAUAUUACUACAUGAACGUGACUCUCGCGUUGUUGUACUUUCAAAAGAAGUAG
Molecule: messenger RNA, 1383 nt
Organism: Penicillium coprophilum
Lineage: Eukaryota; Fungi; Ascomycota; Eurotiomycetes; Eurotiales; Aspergillaceae
Product: MFS transporter
Exons: 5
Coding region: 1-1383 (460 amino acids)
Biological process (GO): transmembrane transport
Molecular function (GO): transmembrane transporter activity
Source: RefSeq, a predicted model, not a curated record